Manis pentadactyla (Chinese pangolin) is the source of this 2383-nucleotide messenger RNA. Its product is annotated as torsin-1A-interacting protein 2. Lineage: Eukaryota; Metazoa; Chordata; Mammalia; Pholidota; Manidae. The coding region runs from base 478 to 873 and encodes 131 amino acids. The record is from RefSeq and is a predicted model, not a curated record. The transcript has a single exon.
GGUACGUGUAUUACAACGGCAACGCCCACAAAAGACCCCUUGGACCUGUCAGCUCCUCUGUGUCACCAAGCAGACAUAAUAACUUACCAACAAAGCAGAGUAAGCCAAGUGCCUCUGCAUGACACCACCAGCUAAUAACACACAAGAAAACAUAAUUUAGACUAGAGCUCUGUUUCUUGAGAAGCUGGGAUUUGAAGGAGCUUUUCUGAGAUCUGUGCUGCUAGUAAGUGACUGAUAACAUUAUAGACUGGAUCGGUCCCUGAGUUCAGAGACUGAGUUGCAAUUAAGUGAAAAAUAGACAACGAAAUCUACAAGAAUUGCACAAGGUGCAAGCCAGAUUUAGCACUCUUCAAGUAAUAUUGUUUGGACUGAGAAAUUGUUAAAGCAGACCUGUAAGAGGACUGGUUAUUUGGGUGUUUCUCGUUGUCAUUGUUGCCUUUUGCUAUUACAUUGCUUUCUGUGUUGUCUUAAGCCCAGAUGUUCUCAGAUAAUUCACAUUGCCCUGACUGUGGACAACAGUGGUUUCCUAGUUUAGAACUAGGCCAUUGGUUGUACCAAACUGAACUUGUUGAAAAUGAAUGUUACCAAGUAUUCUUAGACCGUAUUAACAGAGCUGAUUAUUGUCCUGAAUGCUAUCCUGAUAAUCCUGCUAAUAGAAGCCUUGUUCUUCCAUGGUCUUUUCCACUUGAGUGGGCUCCCCAAAACCUUACCAGGUGGACCUUUGAGAAAGCUUGCCACCCAUUUCUUCUGGGUCCUCCACUGGUUAGAAAAAGGAUACAUGACUCUAGAGUAGCUGGUUUUAACCCUGCAUUACAGUUAAUCUUGACCAGAACAGACAAAACCUUAAACAAAAAACUUGGCCAAAACAAAUAACUUUUAAAUAGUUAAAAUCACGGAGAUUGUGCAGGGUUUUGUAUGAGUAGCCCAAGGAAGGUGGAAAACGACUCCUUUCUAAAUCUGAUCCAGACUGUCCCUACUUUGGGGAACUUUUUAAAUUGUUGGAUCUGCUUAAACCAGUCUACGCAUAAUUUGUUCAGCAUGUAUUUAAUCAGUAUUACAGCCAGACUGUUCAUCUAGAACCAGACUAAUCCAUGUUCCCUGUGUUUUGGAAUUAACUUAUGCUCCCUAAGAAGCUCCACAGCCUAAUCACUGACAUAUGGCAAGGUAGUCCUGGAGGAGAAGCCCCUUACUAUGUGUACAAAAUGAUAUUUCUAGUGACAGUUUUGUGGGAUAGCAUUCUUGUAUCUGGAUUCUAAAUUAAUAAAACAACUAGAUAUUAUAAUAAGAAACUACACUGUUUUAAAUUCUACCUCUUAUACAUCAGUGAUAAUUACAUAUAUAUAAAAUGUAUUCAUACAUAACUGCUUAUUCAUCAUUAGCUCUAUUUGGCCCAUCCUCAGUGUGGCUUUGAUAUUAUCAAUAACUGAUCACUGUCAGAAAUCACAUUCUGUUGGGCAACACAGGAUACACAAAAACAUGCAGUGGUGUCACAUUCUACACUUACGUGGCUCUACAUAUGCAAAAGCUGUCAUCUCUUUGUGGUGAUGGAAGUUAGAUUGUCCACCCCUGAAAAUGGAAAAGUACCUGUACUAUUGAAAUCAGUGACAAAAGGAGUUAUCAAGUUUGACCCAUAUAUAUUAUAAACAGUCUAGGGGAAGCAUCUUUCUUAGAAUUAAGAAGGUGUUGUUGGACAUUGGCCACAUUUUGGCCUUCAUGUAUUCAUGAGAAUGACAGAACCAGAGUUUAGGUUAAGAAACUUAGAAAAAGCUAUUGAAAACAUCUCAAGUUUUAAAUUCCACUUAAGAUGCUAGAUAAUCCAGUGCUGUGUAGCAACUCAGCAGUGUUCUCAAGGUCCCAGUUCUUUCUGUCCUUCCCUCUGGGAUCCUUGUGUUGGCUUCUUGUCCUCAUAGUUGUUACUUCAGUGAGUACAGUGUGGCUUGUUUGCUGCUCCAGACAUUUCACUCCCAAUUGAAAGACUGGAAGUAGGGAGCAAAAAGCUUUCUCUUUUCAAGUCUGUUUUUUGUUUAGGAAGCAAAUCUUUCUCAAAAGUCCCUCACAGAUUUCUUACAUCUCAUGAGAAGGUGCUGGUUUACAAGGUAGCCUGGGAAACCUUGCAAAGGGGAAUGGGGUUGACAUUGCCUGAGUAGGGCACAUUGUCUCCCCUAAUAAAAUCAGGGCUCUUGUAGGAAGGAAGAUUGGAGGAAUGAACAGCUAUUGGUAUGCAAUGAAUCAUGCCUGCCACAUGUUGUGAAACCUAAAGUUAUUUGUUAGUCUGUAUAAAGAAUGUACCCCAGAGAUCUACUCUGUAUCUGCCUUAUGUCUGUCAUGAUGGAGGUUCUCUUCUGUUAUAUUGCUGAAUAAACUGUGUGGACUGCUAAAUUGA